ACCUUGAACUCUUUCAAUUAGCUUUCAGCUUCCCAAGCUGCUAGCCGUGAUUUGUCCACGUUUUUCCCUUUUUUGUUGCCCGUUUUUUUUUCCGUGUAUUUUGCGUGGUAUUUGUGGCGUUUUAAUCUCAGUGUAUUUGCGUUGAAUGUUCCCGCGGGUGGAGGAGCACUUCCACUCACUGGAGAGCCAGGAGGAGAUCGCAGGGCCGGGACCCAAGAUGAGAGCCGGCGGCGGCCAGAGAUUCAACCUAACCUCCAUUGCCAACCAGACACGCGCUCGCCAUCUGGCCAAGUCGCCCAGGAUCGCUCAGAAUGGAUAUGGACACGGAUGCGGAGUCGGGCAUGGAUGUGUGGCAGCGAUGCUACUACUAUGCGGUGCGAUUCUUGCCACCGCGGCGGGAUCACAGGACGCGGGGACAUGCGAGGCAGGACAAUUCCGGUGCAGAGAUGGCGGCUGCAUCUUACUGGCGAAGAUGUGCGACGGACAUGGAGACUGCAAGGACGGCACAGACGAAUUGGACUGCGACUACCGACUGUGCCGAGAGCCACAUUGGUUCCCGUGUGCCCCGCCACACGGCGCCUGCCUGGCAGCGGAACUAAUGUGCAACGGCAUCGACAACUGUCCUGGCGGCGAGGAUGAGCUCAACUGUCCCGGCCGGACCCUGUUCCCCCAGCGGCGGCGCAACUGCUCCAGCUCGGAGUGGACCUGCCAGCAGGACCGCACCUGCCUGCCCCUGGAACUGAUGUGCGACGGCCGGGCGGACUGUUCGGACCGAUCCGACGAGCUGGCCGGCUGCGAGCGCCAGAAAACGGAGGCCAACUGCCCCCCGGAGGGCCAUCUCUGUCCCAAUGGACGGUGUCUGAGGCGGAGGCAGUGGCUCUGCGACGGCCACGACGACUGCGGCGACGGGAGCGAUGAGAAGGGUUGCGAAAACCUGUGCCAGCCGCAGAUGGGGAAGUUCAUGUGCCGGAACAAGGAGGCCUGCCUGCCCCUGAGCGACGCCUGCGAUGGGCACCGGGACUGCUCCGAUGACAGCGACGAGGCGGAAGGAUGCCACUCGCCACCGGACUGCAAGACGAAGAAGUGUCCCCCGAACGCCACCUGCCACAUGAUGCCCAGCGGAGGAGCCGAGUGCCACUGUCCGGUGGGCUUCCGGCAGGCCAAGUUCGAGGACAAGUGCGUGGACAUCGACGAGUGCCAGGAGAGCGAGCAGGAGCAGAGGGACGUGUGCAGUCAGAAGUGCGAGAACCAGAGCGGAGGAUUCCAGUGCGUCUGCGACGAGGGCUACCACCUGGCCAGGGACAACAGGACGUGCCGGGCCAUGGCAACCUCUUCCUCGACGGACCAGGCGCCACUGCUCCUCUACACGACCCAGAUGACGGUGAUGGGCAUGCACCUGCAGGAGGACAACGACCGGAACCAUGUCUUCCUGGUGGCCGGCAACCUGACCAAAGUGAUCGGCGUGGCCUACGACGGCAGUCACAUCUACUGGACGAACAUCCAGAACGAGGCCGAGAGCCUGGUGCGGGCGAAGGGCGAUGGCUCCCAGGCGGAGACUCUCCUGACCUCCGGACUGGAUGCGCCCGAGGACCUGGCCGUGGACUGGCUGACCCAGAACAUCUACUUCUCGGACAACGCCAUGCGGCACAUUGCCGUGUGCUCCCAUGACGGACUCAACUGCGCCGUCCUGGUCACCCAGGACGUCCACCAGCCGCGCUCCCUCGCCCUAUGGCCCCAGCGGGGUCUCAUGUUCUGGACGGACUGGGGCGUCCGCCCGAUGAUAGCCAGGGCCUCCAUGGACGGGACUCGCUCCCGGCCGAUUGUCAGCGACAACAUCCACUGGCCGAACGGCAUCGCCCUGGACAUGCACCAGCAGCAGGGCAGGAUCUACUGGGUGGACGCCAAGCUGGGCAGCGUCCAGACCGUCCGGAUAGACGGCUCCGGCCGGCGCACCAUCCUCGACGGCGUCCUGAAGCAUCCCUACGGGCUGGCCCUGUUCGAGGACCAGCUGUUCUGGUCCGACUGGGUCACCAAGAGCGUCCACUCGUGCCACAAGUUCACCGGCAAGGGACACCGCGUCCUGGCCAAGGAUCGCACCAUCUACGCCGUACACGUCUACCAUCCGGCCAAGCAGCCGCAGUCCUCGCACGGCUGCCAGACGGCCAGCUGCUCCCACUUCUGCCUCCUGGCCGAGCCGGAGGCGGGCGGGCACAGCUGCGCCUGCCCGGACGGGAUGCGGCUGGCGGCCGACCAGCAGCGCUGCAUCCGGACGGAGAAGCGCCAGCGACUGUUCAUCGGAAUGCAGCGCGUCCUCCUAGAGAUCGAGCACACGGCCUUUGGCCGGCACUCGGUCAGCGCCUCGCACGUCCUGGACGGGUUCAUCGACGAGAUGGUCUUCAAUCCGGUGAACGGAAGCCUCAUCAUCGCGGACAACAGGCAGCGGAUCAUCUUCGAGUACCAUCCGGCGGUGAAGUACAUGGAGCGCCUGGUCAGCAACCUGGGCAAUGUCAGUGCCCUGGCCUUCGACCAUCUCAGCCGGAAUAUCUACUGGGCGGAUGCGGAGAAGGGCGUGGUGGAGCUGCUCUCCCUCCAGACCCGGGAACGGGCGCUGAUCCGUCUCUUCCCCGGCCAAGAGUGGCCCGUGGGCCUGGCCGUUGUACCCGGCGAGGGUCACCUGUACGUGCUCCUCAAGUCCCGGAGGCGCAGCCACAUAGACCGGAUCCCGCUGAGCGGCAAGGGCGAGCAGGUGCAUGUGGUGGAGGACGACCUGGGCGACGACGACUUCAAGCUGGCCGUGGACCCGGAAACGCACACUCUCUUCUGGUCGGACAGCGACCUGGGCCGGAUCAGCUACACGGACUACCGGACGGUCCAGCCGCAGAUCUUCCGCGGCAAGCUGCGGCGUCCCUACGCCCUGGCCCUCGUCCAGCAGGACCUGUUUUGGAGCGAGAUGAACUCCAAUGGCAUCUACUGGGCGCACAAGAACAACCUGGGUCCCCGCAAGCGGAUCAACGUUGAGCCCAAGGAUGGGCCCGUAUCGGCCCCCCGUAUGAUUCCCCUGGCCGCCAGUUCCUUGCCCCCCAGGGACUCCCAUCCCUGCCAGCAGCAGAACGGCGGCUGCUCCCACAUCUGUGUGGGCGAGGGCGCCUACCACACCGUCUGCCUCUGUCCGGCGGGCUUCGUGUUCCGAGAUGCCGGCAAUCGCACCUGCAUGGAGGCCCUGGACUGCGAGUUCCGGUGCGGGAGCGGCGAGUGCCUGACGAUGGCCCAUCGGUGCAACGGCCACCGGGACUGCCUGGACAGCUCCGACGAGACGGACUGCGACGAGGAGCACCGCCGGCGGACGAAGGUGAUGUGCUCGGGGCGGCAGUUCGCCUGCCACAGUGGCGACCAGUGCGUCGACAAGGAGCGGCGCUGCGACGGCCGCAAGGACUGCCAGGACCAGUCCGACGAACAGCACUGCGAGAAGUUCGACAAGACCAAGAAGUGCCACGCCCACCAGCACGCCUGCGACAACGGCAAGUGCGUGGACGCCAGUCUGCGGUGCGACGGGAUGAACGACUGCGGCGACGACUCGGACGAGAUGCACUGCGGCGACUCGGCCGUGGGGUGCGAGGAGGGGAUGUUCCGGUGCAGCAGCGGCUCCUGCCUGCCGGCCGGGUGGGAGUGCGACGGGAAGAUCGACUGCAGCGACGGCUCGGACGAGCACGACAAGUGCGGACGACGCAGCUGCCCGCCGGAGAUGCAUCGCUGCCUGCUGGGCCAGUGCCUGGACAAGAAGCUCAUCUGCAACGGGCACAACGACUGCGGCGAUGGCUCCGACGAACUGAACUGCAGCGACGAGGCCAAGUCGAACCUAUCCUGUCCCGCGGAGAAGUUCCAGUGCACCAGCAAUCCGAGGAUCUGCCUGCCGGGAAGGACGCGAUGCAAUGGGACGGCCGAGUGCCCGCGCGGCGAGGACGAGGCGGACUGCGGCGACAUGUGCGGAAUUGAGGAGUUCCAGUGCCGGUCCGGUGGCCAGUGCAUCCGGCGGGAGUUCCGCUGCGACGGCGACCGUGACUGCACUGACGGAUCCGACGAACUGGCCUGCGAACUGGUGAUCAAGAACCGCAACCAGACGGAGGGCAUCCGACCGGAGGCCAGUCCCUCGGGCAGGCCGUGCCGGGCCAGCUUGUUCGACUGCCGGGAUGGGCAGGAGUGCGUGGACAUGUCCCGGGUGUGCAACGGCUUCCCCGACUGCUCCAACGGAAUGGACGAGGGCCCCCAGUGCACCACUGCCUGCUCCAAGAGCUCCUGCCAGCACAAGUGCCGGGCCACGCCCUCCGGCGCCAUAUGCUCCUGCCACGACGGCUACCGCCUGGACGGCGAUCAGCGCAGCUGUGUGGACGUGGACGAGUGCCAGGAGCAGCAGCCGUGCGCCCAGCUCUGCGAGAACACCCUCGGCUCGUACCAGUGCCAGUGCCAUGCCGACUUCAUGCUGCGCCAGGACAGGGUCAGCUGCAAGAGCCUCCACGCCGCCUCCGCCCUGCUCUUCACCAGCUACAACGAGGUGAGGAACAUGACGGAGCAGCCGGUGAUGCUGGAGGUGGCCUGGUCGGCCAACGACUCGCGCAUCUCCGGCUUCGACGUGGACGUGAAGCGGCAGGUGGGCUACUUCUCCUCCGAGGAGGAUGGCCUCCUCUACCAGAUCGACCUGAAGAACAAGCAACGCAUCCGUGGUCUGGCCGUGGACGCACCCACCAAGCUCUCCCUCGACUGGGCCACCGGAAAUGUGUACAUCCUGAGCGGGGGCAGUGGCGCCCUGGAGGUCCAGGUCUGCAGCUUCGAGGCGGGCAUGUGCGGACGGAUCGUGAAGGUGAAGAGCCCGCGGCAUCUCAAGCACCUGGCCGUCGAUGGCUAUCAUUCCCGGCUCUUCUAUGUGGCCCUGCGAUCCGAGAGCCUGGGCCACUCCCAGUCGGAGCUGCACAUGUCCCGGCUGGACGGCAGUCGCCACGAGUUGCUCCUCCAGCGCAGCGACAGCUAUGUCUCCGCCCUGACCACCGAUCCCCACCAGCAGCUGCUCUACUUCGUGGACCUGCACACCCGCACAUUGGAGCGGAUGCCGUACAGGCCGCGGAACGGGCCUCAGAGGCGGCCGGAGGUGAUGCUCCAGAAGUCGAACGCCCUGCUCCAGCCCUCCGGCCUGAGUGUCUUCGAGAACCACGUCUACCUCGUCAAUCUGGGCGCCAAGGAGGCGGUGCGCUGUCGGAUGUACGGCUCCCGCGUCUGCAACUUCAUCAAUCUGAACGUCCUGAAUGCCCAGGAUGUGGUGGUGGCCGCCGCCUCCCGCCAGCCCCAGCCCGCUGCCCAUCCCUGCGUCCACGCCCACUGCCGGGGUAUGUGCAUCCAGGCGGACUACGGCUACGAGUGCAUGUGUGGCCACCAGAAGGUGGCCGAGGGCGAGCACUGUCCCCAUGGCUCCGGCAAUGAAGUCUUCCUGGAGUCCAAGUACUCUGCCUCCGAGUCGUCCCCUUCCUCAUCCGAUAACCAGGGAACGUCCUUCCACUGGUGGCUGGCCCUGCUCAUCCUGGCAAUCGGAUCCCUGGUGGCCGGACUCGGGUACAUGUACUUCCAGUACCGGCGACGCGGUCACAGGGAUCUCAACAUUAACCUGCACUUCCAGAAUCCGUUGGCGACGCUCGCCCGCGCCGAUCCCAAAGCCACCGAGUCCUCCGCUGUCGUGGAGUUUGCCCCGGAGCAGGGCUACGGAUCCGAGGAGCCGGCGAGUCAACCGCCUGCCGGCAUGGCUGCUCCGAACGUGUUCCAGCGAUUCAUGCGCUCCCGACAGUCGAGGGACGACCCCAUGGCCACCGAACUGCUGCUCGAUACCCCGAGAGCAAGCACGGUACACUCGCUGGAGGGAGGACGACAAAGGAUCGGAGUACCGGACAUCCUGGUGGCAGAAUUUGAGGACACUGCCCCUCCGGACUGUCCGGCCGGACAGUACGGCGGACGCUUCCCAGGCGAUGAUCCGCAUGCAUGACCUGUGUCGUAAAUAGCUUCAAUUCGCUGCGCUUUUAUGUUAAUUGUUAAAUUUAAUUUAAAUGUUAAAUGGUUUGGCUUAAAUGUAUUUCCUAGAUAUGUCUACAAGAUCUAUAAAGAUAAUCAGAAAUCAGUAAUAAAAAAUAUAUAACAUA
Drosophila ananassae is the source of this 6176-nucleotide messenger RNA. It is a transcript of the gene yl, whose product is annotated as putative vitellogenin receptor. The record is from RefSeq and is a predicted model, not a curated record. The transcript is spliced from 5 exons. The coding region runs from base 146 to 6022 and encodes 1958 amino acids. Gene Ontology annotation, molecular function: calcium ion binding; protein binding. Lineage: Eukaryota; Metazoa; Arthropoda; Insecta; Diptera; Drosophilidae.